Sphenostylis stenocarpa is the source of this 2169-nucleotide messenger RNA. Lineage: Eukaryota; Viridiplantae; Streptophyta; Magnoliopsida; Fabales; Fabaceae. The record is from the annotation of a GenBank genome assembly.
AUGGAGGCGGUGGCGGAGGGUCUAUGGGGACUCGCGGAGUACCACGAGAAGAGAGGAGAAAUUGGGAAAGCAGUGAAGUGCCUCGAAGCCAUAUGCCAAAGCGAAGUGUCGUUUUUCCCAAUAGUUGAGGUCAAGACUCGUCUUCGCAUUGCCACACUUCUUCUGCACCAUUCGCACAACGUGAACCACGCCAAGUCUCACCUCGAACGUUCCCAAUUGCUUUUGAAGUCCCUUCCGUCUUGCUUCGAAUUGAAGUGCCGAGCGUACAGCUUGCUCAGCCAGUGUUACCAUCUCGUCGGAGCUAUUCCACCGCAGAAACAGGUCUUGCACAAGGGACUUGAGCUCACUGCAUCUGUUGGAUACGAGAUUUCAAUGAAGUUGUGGUGUUGCAACUUCAAUUCACAGCUUGCAAAUGCUUUAUCGAUUGAAGGAGACUACCAGGGUUCAAUCUCUGCCUUAGAGUGUGGAUAUAUAUGUGCUACUGAAGUAUGCUUCCCGGAGUUGCAGAUGUUUUUUGCCACUUCUAUAUUGCAUGUCCGACUCAUGCAAUGGGAUGAUGAUAAUUUGGUUGAGCAAGCUGUUAAUAAAUGCAACGUGAUUUGGGAGUCAAUUGAUCUAGAUAAACGACGACAAUGCCCUGGCUUGCUAUUUUAUAAUGAGUUACUGCACAUAUUCUACCGAUUGCGACUAUGUGAUUACAAGAAUGCUGCACCCCAUGUAGACAAUCUGGAUGCUGCCAUGAAGUUUGAUAUGCAGCAAACACAGCAUAUACAAGAACUAGUCAAGGAGCUCAAUGUUCUAGAUCAAAGUCUCUCUCGAUCUGAUCUUCACUAUAGGGAUAGGACAGCAUUAUCUAAAAAGCAAACAAUGAUUCAGGAGCAACUGAGUAGCAUGACUGGGUUGACUUCAAUUGGGCAGGAAUCACUGCAACCAGUAUAUUUUGGGAAUGUGAGAAGAACCAUAGGAGAUAAGCUUCAGUUAGCACCUCCUCCUAUUGAUGGUGAAUGGCUUCCUAAAAGUGCAGUGUAUGCAUUAGUUGAUCUAAUAGUUGUUGUAUUUGGGCGUCCAAAAGGACUUUUUAAGGAGUGUGCAAAACGCAUACAGUCUGGGAUGCGAUUAAUACAAGAUGAGUUAGUGAAGCUUGGAAUUACUGAUGGUGUUAGAGAAGUGGAUUUACAACACUCUUCUAUCUGGAUGGCUGGUGUGUACUUAAUGCUAUUAAUUCAGUUUCUUGAAAACAAAGUGGCUAUAGAACUCACACGAGCAGAAUUUGUCGAAGCACAGGAGGCUUUGGUACAGAUGAGAAAUUGGUUCAUGCGGUUUCCAACCAUUUUACAGGCAUGUGAAUGCAUCAUUGAGAUGCUUAGAGGCCAAUAUGCUCAUUCAGUUGGCUGUUACAACGAAGCUGCUUUUCAUUUUAUUGAAGCAGUGAAGCUUACAGACAGCAAAUCAAUGCAAGCUAUGUGCCAAGUUUAUGCUGCUGUCUCUUACAUCUGCAUUGGUGAUGCAGAAUCUUCUUCACAGGCACUUGAUUUGAUCGGGCCAGUUUAUGGAGUAAUGGAUUCUUUUGUAGGAGUUAGAGAAAAGACAGGUGUUCUUUUUGCUUAUGGUCUUUUAUUGAUGAAGCAACAGGAUCUACAAGAAGCAAGAAAUCGCCUGGCAAGGGGAUUGCAGCUGACGCAUACAUAUUUAGGGAACCUACAACUUGUUUCACAAUAUUUGACAAUCCUUGGCAGUUUGGCUCUUGCAUUACGUGACACUGUACAAGCCAGGGAGAUAUUGAGAUCUUCUUUGACUUUAGCAAAGAAACUUUAUGAUAUUCCUACUCAGAUUUGGGUGCUAUCUGUUUUGACAGCUUUGUAUAAAGAAUUAGGUGAAAGGGGAAACGAAAUGGACAAUACUGAGUAUCAGACAAAAAAAUCAGAAGAUUUGCAGAGGAGACUCGCCGAUGCACAUGCAUCCAUUUAUCAUAUUGAAAUAAUUGACAAAAGAAGAAUCCAAGUUCACCAAUUAAACGAUUUGGACAUCAAGCGAGCAAUGGCAGACCCAACUAUGGGAGUCAAUCUUGAUAUCCCAGAAUCUAUUGGUCUGUCAUCGGCCUUGCCUGCUCCAUCAUCAUCAAGGCUUGUUGAUAUAGACACCAGAAGACGUGGAAAACGGAGAAUAUAA